CGGGGAGGAGCUCCGAGUCCACCGCCUCUCCGCUGAAACGUUGGCCGAGGGAAGUCCGUCCGUCCCUUUGCUGCGAGAGUCUACGGCUGCCCCAUGGGGAAGGUGCUGGCGCUGGCCCUCGUCGGCCUGGUGGCCGCUUUAUUGGGAGAGAGGCUGCUCAGAUUUCGGGAACGAAUGAGUGCCUCACAUGAACUAAAACCAAAGCGGCUGCCCAAUUGUCAUCUUAUUAAAGGAAUCGAGACUGGCUCGGAAGAUAUUGACAUACUUCCUAACGGCCUGGCUUUCAUUAGCUCUGGUUUGAAAUACCCUGGGUUACCGAGCUUUGCACCAGAUAAAAGAGGACAAAUACUGCUGAUCGAUUUAAAUGAACAAAAUCCUCGACCAGUAGAGGUCAGAAUCAGCCGUGGAUUCGAUCUGGCAUCUUUCAACCCUCAUGGAAUCAGCACCUACAUUGGGGAUGAUGAUUCCGUGUACCUCUUUGUUGUGAACCAUCCACAGUACAAGUCAACAGUGGAGCUAUUUAAAUAUGUGGAGGAUGACAAUUCUCUUGUGCAUCUUAAAACCAUCAAGCAUGAACUUCUGCAAAGUGUGAAUGAUAUUGUGGCUCUGAGCCCUGACAGUUUCUAUGCCACCAACGAUCAUUAUUUCACAGGACAAUACCUAAUGAUGUUAGAGAUGUUUCUGGGUUUGACGUUGACAAACGUGAUUUACUACAGCCCAAAAGAAGUCAAGGAAGUGGCAUCAGGAUUUUAUUCUGCCAAUGGAAUUAAUAUUUCUCCAGAUGGACAGUAUGUCUAUGUUGCUGAUGUACAGGGUCUGAACAUUCAUGUUUUCGAAAAACAUGCCAAUUUCAGCUUAACCCCUUUAAAGGUCCUGCAAUUGGACACACUAGUUGAUAACAUAUCAGUCGAUCCCUACACUGGAGAUAUAUGGGUCGGAUGUCAUAUCAAUGGCUUCAAGGUAUUCUUCUAUGAUCCAGAAGACCCUCCUGGAUCUGAGGUCCUUCGAAUUCAGGACAUCCUUUCCGAGAAGCCUGCAGUCAGCCAAGUGUAUGUUGAUGAUGGAUCGGUAAUUCAGGGAAGCUCAGUUGCCACAGUGUAUGGCAAGAAGCUCCUUAUUGGCACUGUAUUUCACAGAGCUCUGUCCUGUGAGCUGUGAUUUGCCCAUCAUGAACUUUGCUACUGUGAAGAGGAUCAGUAUCAUCCGCCAUUGGCAGUUCUGAAAUGGCUAAGUCCAACCUGCGCUGCAAUUAAGAUGAAAUUGGGUGUUCCUGACUUUUUUCUCUUCAAAAGCAAGCAAUGCAAGAACUACUACGACUUUAAGGAGGAAGCAGCCGUGCUUGGAAGAAAUGUUGGAGUUGUGCAGUACAGUCGGAUUGAGAGACUCAAAUUAUGUGUCCGUUUGAUCAAGUAAAGACAUGAUAUUCUAACUGGAAGACCAUUUGUGACUUUCUGCCUUCAGGCCCAUGGAAUGAAAAUAAAGACCACCUGUAACAACUCAUUGAUGCCCUAAGUAUUAUACAAACACUGUUGUUCUGUUAGGGUACUUAAAUAGUCAAUCAGCUUUGUUAAAAGUUUUCAAACAUUUGACACCUUUAAAAAAAAAAAUUGCAUUGCU
This is a messenger RNA of Sphaerodactylus townsendi, 1617 nucleotides long. Its product is annotated as serum paraoxonase/arylesterase 2-like. The record is from RefSeq and is a predicted model, not a curated record. Gene Ontology annotation, cellular component: extracellular region. Lineage: Eukaryota; Metazoa; Chordata; Lepidosauria; Squamata; Sphaerodactylidae. Bases 94 to 1158 code for a protein of 354 amino acids. Gene Ontology annotation, molecular function: arylesterase activity. The transcript is spliced from 9 exons.